CCUGAGACGGAGAUCAGAAGAAGGAAGCCUGAAGAGGAGGAUGGCGAGACGAAAGAGAAAGAUGACGAUGACGGGUCUGAUGAGGAUGAGGGAAUCAGAAUAUGUCGCGCAUCACUUAUGGUCAAGGAACAGCUCCCUAUUCUUCUCCUCGAUGGUCUUCCGUUUCGAAUACCCUCACGACCUUAUCGACCUUCAAGAGUACCAAGUAAUACACGUCCAGACGGCAAAGCAUCAAGCAAGCGCCCCCCAAAGCGAUCCGGCCUGGAAGAUUCUCUCUGGCAAGCCCUCGUCGAUAUCCGCCCGAUAGAGGACCUAGUCGCAGAGCUCAUCUACGAUAUGUGGCUACAGAAACUCGACUCCCUACCGCCUCUCGGAUCUGACUUCGUGGAUGUUCAGUGGACUAUCGCGCGAGCCCUUGAGACCAAUGCCGAUAUUACAAGAAGCAUGGAGCGACGAGGAGAGUUCAGUACCAUAACGUCCGCAGACUGGUCAAAUCUUGCAGAACGUUUACAAAGGCGCAUACAACUCUCUGUGACCGUUGCUCUCCAAGCACAUGCUCAGCAAGCCCAGGACGACCCCAAGGAUUCAAACUCAAGAAGUCUGGAUCGAAUAGCAUAUCUAGGAGGCCUCUUGCUGCCCCUGACAGUUGUAUCAGGGAUCCUGUCAAUCCAAAGCUCAUAUGGUCCGGAGGGUAAAUCAUUUUGGGUCUUCUGGCUUGCAUCAGGGCUUUCUUCCCUCCUCGCCAUCCUCAUCAUUUACGCAGACCAUCUGAGAACGUUGGAUGUGUGGAUGGAAGUUGCAGCAAGUGAGAUUCUGGACCUGGACCACAAUAAACGAUUCCAGGCGAAUAGAACCCCACGUCGACGAGAAUAUUAUAGCAGUGGCGAUCCCGAACGGGGAGAAGCCAAGUUGACGACAGCAUCGGAUGGAGGCGUGUAUGUUGUGCAACAUCGGGGAGAUGGAACGAGAGGCAAAGCUUGGAGGAGAGGGGAACUAGGUUGGCUUGGGGCGAUGAAGAAGAUGUCAGGAUGGUAUCGAUGGAGGGGAAGUCCAGGGAUGGAGUUCAGGAUGCCUGGUUGGGAGAGGAAGGUAAAGAACUUGGUGUGGUGAUGAGAUAUUUGUCUCCAGACUUCUCAGGAUAGACUGCACAGAGGCUAUAAAGGAC
Messenger RNA from Fusarium oxysporum Fo47, 1165 nucleotides. RefSeq lists its product as uncharacterized. The coding region runs from base 118 to 1110 and encodes 330 amino acids. The record is from RefSeq and is a predicted model, not a curated record. The transcript has a single exon. Lineage: Eukaryota; Fungi; Ascomycota; Sordariomycetes; Hypocreales; Nectriaceae.